UAUUCGUAAACCUUGUAGAACGAAGAUGCUUUCGGUUGUUCAUUAAAUACCAUCUUCCUCGAUGUGCCUGCAAAAGUACAAUAAUAAUAAAUAAAUUAUCAUAAUAAUAUUAUUCUGUUGCCAUCAACCGUCAUUCUCAUUUUCUGAUUCAGAGUACUUGGUUCUGCAGGUUAUGUAGCGGUGCCGCCGUUAAAUCACCAUAUCGCACAAGAUUAAUGGCUCUAGAUGGUGUAAUUACGUCACCUCACCGGAGAACUCAAACAGUGUUUUCUUCAAACUCAUCCAGAAAGAAUUUCACAACAGGAAAUGAGUUGGGUAGUUUCUCCACAGUUAUCAGGCGGCACCGCUUCCUAUUAACCGCCCUCGCCCUCCUUGCUUUCCUGUGCACUAUUUAUCUCUAUUUUGCUGUUACUUUAGGGGCUGGUGAUGAUUUGUGUUCAGGGUUGACCGGAACUCAGAAAGCAUUAUGUCAUGUUCAACAUGUUAAAAAGACAGUAGCCAAAGGAAAACUGAAAUUUAUUUAAUGUUCAAAGAAAUUAUAAUAGUGUGGUCUAUGUGUAAGAAACUAGAUUGUGUCCUUACUAAGUUAGUGUUGUUUUUUACGGGAUUGAAAGUUGUUACCGUGUAAAAUUUGAUCGUCCGGUUGGCUAUGGUUAACGGGUGGUUUUGACGAUUAAAGUAUAGUAAUUUAUGUAUAACCACUUCUAAGGUGGUUAUAGUUUUUGGUUGGUUGA
Molecule: messenger RNA, 734 nt
Organism: Helianthus annuus (common sunflower)
Lineage: Eukaryota; Viridiplantae; Streptophyta; Magnoliopsida; Asterales; Asteraceae
Exons: 2
Coding region: 216-524 (102 amino acids)
Source: RefSeq, a predicted model, not a curated record